This is a messenger RNA of Suillus paluster, 1098 nucleotides long. RefSeq lists its product as uncharacterized. Lineage: Eukaryota; Fungi; Basidiomycota; Agaricomycetes; Boletales; Suillaceae. The transcript has 3 exons. The coding region runs from base 1 to 1098 and encodes 365 amino acids. The record is from RefSeq and is a predicted model, not a curated record.
AUGCGGCAAAAAAGGUGUACCUGCCAGGCUUACAGAUGUAAUGGAGUCCUCAUACCUGAGCACACCGCACGCGCUCAUGAACGGCGUGACCUGCGAGAAAAAACUGCUGCAUCGCAGGCCCAAUUUAAGCGGGUUGGUGAACGGUUCGUGCCGAGCGCUGCACAAGAAGCUGGCCCAGUUCCUCGCGGAUACUCUGUUCCCUUGCAUGACCCGCAGCCCCUGUUAUCUCCCGAUGUUCAAUUUCACGACCCACAUCGUAUUUUGGAAUCCCCAGUCGAACAGGAGAUGUUAGACUAUGGUUUCCUAACCGGAGAAGAUGUGGACCUCAUGACCCAUGGUUCCAAUCUGCCCAAUCUCGGGCCCAACUUCCAUAGCCCUGAAGCACUGCAUGACGCUGUUGAUCACUUUAGCGCAUAUAACGCAGCUAGCAGUUCAAGCUCACGUCCCCUCACCUCAUACGAAGCCCAUCACCUCCCGCAUGACCCAGAACAGCGUGCAUUAGAUCGCGAGAUCGAAAAAGCCGUCGAAGCGAUCCGAAAUGAAGACAGUCAAGUUCUACAACACGAGGAUGGUCUCGAUGACCUAGACAUCGAUGUCAAUGGAAUAUUCGAUGAUCAAGACAAUCAAGACAAUAACGUGAUGUCAUCCACGGAUCCAAACGAGGACGACCCUGAUCCAUUUCUGCCAGAAGAAGGUUUCAACUCAACACGCGACAGGGACCUCACAGAUACCCCCCCUCAUCUGAUCACGAUAUAUGCGCUGGUCUCAUGGUUACAUCUCCAGUUCCACCUUCCACGAGCAGCGUGUAAUGCCUUACUGGCUACUUUGGGGUGUAUCCUUGUGGCCCUAUCUCCAGCGAUCGACACUCCCUUCAUCACACUGCAAUCGAGUCAUCGCGUUCUUUUGUACCGGCUUCUCACCCAAGCUCUUGAGAGCGUCAUCGUGUUCAUCAACACGCAAGAUUCGUUGACUUAUGUUCGACAAGUGUUCGUUCGACUCUGUCAGUCUUGCGACUUCAGAUACGAGGCGUGCAACGGUCGCAUUGAGAUCCCGGACUUGAUCUUCAAGGGUAUUUGGAACGUGCUGAUAUGCUGGUAG